UUCAUCCGCAUAAGUUGGUCGUGCUAAAACAUUUAUUUAGUUUUUGCACUUAAUGAAUAUGUCUAUCUGUAAAAGAGAUUGUGUUAACGUUGAUGAAGUAUACCAAUUGAACGUAAAUAUGCAGAAUAAGAAGAAAGAACUACUUAGAAUGUUGGAUGAAUAUGAGCUGGAGCAGUGCAUUGUGUGCUACCGGCUCAGAUGUUCCUGCCAUUCUAAAUACCAACCGAUCCAACAUAUAAGGCCGACUAAAGAGGACCACCAGGCAUGGAUAAUGGCCAGUACUCGUAAAGAAGAAGCCGACAAAGAAAAAAAGGUUCUGCAAGUGAAGCAGAACCUUGUCAAUAGCAACAGCUGUAGUGAAGCGGCUAUAGAUGCCUUUUUUAAAGCGUUCAAAAUGUCUUCCAAUACAUCUGUGACAUACCUGUCGAAUAAACUCGCGGAGGCAUACUCCCAAAUAAAGAAAAAACAAGAAUAUCGUUACUUCUAAUUUCAUAGAAGGCAUUACGAUCGUUAAUAUAAAUUGUUGGCUAGUGUGACGGACUGUGAUAAUGUGAUACUUGAUACUGGGAAUUGUAGUAAUAGGAAAUAAUAAAGCUAUUAGCUAUUUAUAAGAGGUAAGUAUUGAUUAACUUUGUUUAUAAAGUGUGCCGUUUUAAAUCUGUAUGAAGACUAAGAAAGCGCGGAUACUAUAUUGCGGCUAUUUUAAUAAGGUGAACGGUUAUUAAAAUACAUUGACUGAAUAAUUUCUUCAAUGAUGUCAUAAUGAAUAACGAAAAAAAAUUGAAUUUUAUUUUAUGUAUGUCUAGACAAUAUAGCUUUUUCACAGUGAUUUAUUUGUAUAAAUAUAUAUUUUAUAGUAUCCGACAAAGUGUUUAUCGCUAUAUUUGAGGAAUAUUGUCUAGUUUUUUUACUUCUUGUUAUUUUUAUAAGAAACUCAUGAGUUCAAAAUGAUGGGUGAUUGUAAUUAUCUAA
Molecule: messenger RNA, 972 nt
Organism: Pieris brassicae (large cabbage white)
Lineage: Eukaryota; Metazoa; Arthropoda; Insecta; Lepidoptera; Pieridae
Exons: 2
Coding region: 53-487 (144 amino acids)
Source: RefSeq, a predicted model, not a curated record